Striga asiatica is the source of this 381-nucleotide messenger RNA. The record is from the annotation of a GenBank genome assembly. NCBI's taxonomy places the organism in Eukaryota, Viridiplantae, Streptophyta, Magnoliopsida, Lamiales, Orobanchaceae.
AUGCUCGCGGAGUCGAGGACGCGCAUGGUCAAGGUCGGAAGAAUCGAGGCUAGACUCACUGUGUCGAGCAUAUCGAGGCAUGAGCAGGUCGAAGCUAGUUGGGUCAAGCACCGCCAAGGUACGAGACACGAGGCUAGGUGCGGACAUCCAGUAAGCCUCGUUGGACAAGGAUUAGGCAACGAGGUCGCGUACGGCCACGCACGCACUAAGACGACAAGAGUUGGACUCCUUGGAGGAUUAGGAAAGUCGGAGAAGGAAGAGUCCAGAGAGGUUCUCGGAAUCCUCAAAAGGCUAGGACACGCGGGAAGCUGUAGUCACGCGCGUACAAGGUUGGCGAUAGGAAGAGUCCUUGAAGGACUAGGCGAAGGCAAUGCGGACUAG